This is a messenger RNA of Carya illinoinensis, 810 nucleotides long. RefSeq lists its product as uncharacterized. The transcript has 4 exons. Lineage: Eukaryota; Viridiplantae; Streptophyta; Magnoliopsida; Fagales; Juglandaceae. The record is from RefSeq and is a predicted model, not a curated record. The coding region runs from base 1 to 810 and encodes 269 amino acids.
AUGACUGCACCAGUACUCACAUUGCUGGAGCCUCAUAAGCCUUUUGUAGUGUAUAGCGAUGCGUCUAAAGCAGGACUAGGAUUGGUUUUUGCUCUUAAGAUUUGGAGACACUACUUGUAUGCCAAAAAGUGUGAAGUUUUCACAUAUCACAAAAGCCUCAAGUAUAUGUUUAAGCAUAAGAACCUUAAUAUGAGACAGAGAAGAUGGUUGGAAUUAAUCAGUGACUAUCAGUGCGACAUCAAGUACCACCCUAGAAAGGCCAAUGUGGUAGUUGUUGCUUUGAGUCGCAAGAGCAUAUCGGAGGAUUUGUAUAUCCUGUCGUUAGAAGUAAAUUCCCUCUUAUGCAGUAUGAGGAAACUGUUGAUUGAGAAUCGUAGUCAACAAGUCAUUUUGACUGCCGUUCAGGAAUUCAUUCCAUUGGAUUGGGAAGAACUGAAAGACCGUCAGAAGAAAGAUAGUAAGCUUGCAGAAGUCAUCGGGAAAAUUGAGAAGUCAGAAGGACUGAUGGACUUUAGCAUCAGAGAGGAUGGGACUUUGUAUUACAAGAAUCGAAGGGUCAUCCCAUACGAAGAUGUACCAGGAUCUGAAGCAGCAUUUCUGGUGGGAAGGAAUGAAGAAGGACUAGCAGAAUUUGUGAACAAGUGUUCUGUAUGCAGAUUAGUUAAAGAGGAACACCAGAAGCCAGCAGAUUCUCUAGAGAGACGGAUGAAAAUUUAUAUAGCAGAGAUUGUUAGAUUGGAUGGAGUGCCUAAGACGAUUGUGUCCGAUAGAGACCCUCGUUUCAUGUCACGAUUCUGGCAAAGUUUGUAG